Messenger RNA from Durotheca rogersii, 1455 nucleotides. Its product is annotated as FMN-dependent dehydrogenase-domain-containing protein. The coding region runs from base 1 to 1455 and encodes 484 amino acids. Gene Ontology annotation, molecular function: heme binding; oxidoreductase activity. The record is from RefSeq and is a predicted model, not a curated record. NCBI's taxonomy places the organism in Eukaryota, Fungi, Ascomycota, Sordariomycetes, Xylariales, Xylariaceae. The transcript is spliced from 4 exons.
AUGAGUCUAGUAAGUGAACACAGCAGUCAGGAUAGCUGCUGGAUGGUACUGCACGGAAAGGUAUACGACAUCACUUCUUUUGUGCCGAAACAUCCAGGGGGGAGGAGCAUUCUCCUGAAAAAUGCUGGGCGCGACGCGUCGGUUGCUUUCGACUCGGUUCACCCCGUUGAGUUAUUAGACGAGUAUCUCACGCCUGACCAACUCCUAGGCGAGGUUCACUCCGGAGACAUGGCUGCCGACAGAGGGACGCGGGAUUAUAAGUCCGCCUCGCGGCCUGAGCAUAAGCCUAUGACGCCGCCAGAGGCCCCUUCGCCGUCCGCGGCGCCGACCGAAGUGCCACCCCUAGAGUCCAUCUUGAGCAUAGACGAGAUCGAGUCUUACGCGAUGCAGCGUCUGUCGCCGAAGGCGAUAUCGUACUACGCGUCCGCGACGGACGACGAGAUCACCAAGGCGGAGAACAACCGCAUCUACCGCUCGAUCCUGCUGCGGCCGCGGGUCUUCGUGGACUGCACCGAGUGCUCGCUCGCGACUACGAUCUUGGGCAACUCGGUCGGCAUGCCGGUCUACGUGUCGCCGGCGGCGAUGGCGCGCCUCGCGCACCCGGCGGGCGAGGCCGGGAUCGCGAGGGCGUGCUCGCGGUUCGGCGCGCUGCAGAUCAUCAGCAAGAACGCGUCGCUGUCACCGGGCGCCAUCGUCGGCAGCGGCGGCGGCCCCGGCGCCGUCUUCGGCUGGCAGCUGUACGUGCUCAAGGACCUGGCGGCGACGGAGCGGACGCUCGCGCAGAUCCGCCGCAUCCCCGAGAUCCGGCUCCUCGUUCUGACGCUCGACGCCCCGUUCCCGGGGAAGCGCGAGGCCGACGAGCGCUUCAAGCGCGCCGAGGUCGCCGCCGGCGCCCCGCCCCAGGCCUGGGGCACGGAGUCCGCGCUCACCUGGCGCAGGACGCUGGCCUGGCUCACCCGCCACACGACCCUGCCCAUCGUGCUCAAGGGCGUCCAGACCCACGAGGACGCGUACGCGGCGACGCUGUUCCCCGCCGUCAAGGGUAUCAUCGUCUCGAACCACGGCGGCCGCGCGCUCGACACCGCGCCCACCCCCGUCCAGGUCCUGCUGGAGAUCCGGAAGUUCUGCCCCCAGGUCUUCAGCAGCCUCGACGUGCUCGUCGACGGCGGCAUAAAGCGCGGAACAGAUGUGGUCAAAGCCCUAGCUUUGGGGGCCAAGGGUGUGGGCAUCGGCCGAGCCGCCCUGUACGGACUCGCGGUUGGGGGAGAGGAGGGUGUCGAGAGGGUGCUCAAGAUCCUCGCAGACGAGACGAUGACGGCGAUGAGGCUUCUCGGCGUGAAGAACGUGUCUGAAUUAGGCCCGCAACAUAUCAAUGUUAACGCUUUAACAUCGAGACUCUUCGAUGGACCCCCGGGCCUCGAGAUAAUCGACAGAGAGCACCGGGCUAAGUUGUAG